This is a messenger RNA of Pelagomonas calceolata, 467 nucleotides long. Lineage: Eukaryota; Pelagophyceae; Pelagomonadales; Pelagomonadaceae. The record is from the annotation of a GenBank genome assembly.
AUGCACGAGCCGGUGGGCGGAGGUGGACUUACGCGAAGGCGCUCUACAAGGACGGCGCCUCCACGCUCGACGAUCUGCGCAAGGCCGUGACGACGCUCGAGGAUGUGGUGCCGACCGCGCGGCGCGUGCUCGGAGGCGCACAUCCUGUGACAGGUGCGAUUGAGGCCGAUCUGCAACACGCGCGAGCCGCGCUCCGCGCCCGCGAACAACCUUUGUUGCCGCUGGUCAUCUCCGUCGCGGGCCCGCAGGGCGACGAAGUAUACUUCAAGGUGAAGCCGACGACGCUGCUGCAAAAGAUCUUCGACGCGUACGCCAAUCGCAAGGGCGUCGCCGGCGAUUCGCUGCGCUUCCUUUUCAAAGGCUCGCGCGUCGACGGCGAGCAGACGUGCGCGGACAUUGGCCUGGAGGACGACGAUCAGCUGAAGGCCGAGAAUGCGCAGGACGCCGUCGCCGCGCGCGAUGAGUAA